AUGAUAUGUUCGGGGCUAAUCAAAGACACAUAUGCUGCUAGCAGAAUUAUCAGCUUUUCCACCGACUCACCAUUUGUUCACAUUGAUUAUUCCCAGAAAAUAUUCACAAGCAUUGUGAAUCCAAAUGGGUUCAUCUGGAACAAGAUGUUGAAAGCCUUCGUGCGGGUAAAGAGGCCACACGAUUCGAUUUCCAUGUACAAGUCAAUGUUAAAGAACAACUUCUUGUGUAUUGAUAACUACACUCAUCCAAUCUUAAUCCAUGGCUGCUCUGUCGGUUUCUUGAAUUUCGAGGGGCAAGAGGUGCACAGUCAUGCUGUGAAGAUGGGGUUCGAGGCUGAUGUUUAUGUGGUUAAUAAUUUGAUAAAUAUGUAUUGUACCUCUGGGCACAUGGAUGAUGCUCGAAAGGUGUUUGACGAGAGUUCUCAGCUGGACUUGGUUUCUUGGAACUCAAUGCUGGCUGGAUAUGUCCAGUGGGGGAAUGUUGACGAGGCAAAACUUUUUUAUGCUCGGAUGCCUGAAAGAAAUGUCAUUGCUUCAAAUUCUAUGAUUGUGUUGUUGGGUAAGAGUGGGAACGUAGGUGAAGCGUGCCGACUGUUUUAUGAGCUGGACAAGAAGGAUCUGGUAUCGUGGACUGCUCUAAUUUCUUGUUAUGAGCAGAAUUUGAUGUAUAAGGAGGCUGUAAAUCUGUUUUUGACCAUGCCUAGGGAUAGAAUCUCAUUAGACGAGGUGGUAAGUGUGGCCGUACUUUCUGCUUGCUCACAUCUAUUAAGUUUGCAAAUCGGUGAAACUGUUCACUGUUUAGUUCUAAAAGCCGGUUUGGAAUCUUAUGUCAAUCUGCAAAAUGCUUUGAUUCACAUGUACUCCAAAUGUGGGGACGUGUUGGCUGCUCAGAAGCUAUUCGAUUCUGGUUGUUUCUUGGACUUGAUAUCUUGGAAUUCUAUGAUAUCCGGUUAUGUUAAAUGUGGAUUGGUCGAGAAAGCUAGGGCGUUAUUCGACCGCAUGCCUGAGAAGGACGUUGUCUCUUGGAGCUCGAUGAUAUCAGGUUACGCCCAGUCAAAUAUGUCCUCUGAGACUUUAGCAUUAUUUCAUGAUAUGCUCAACGAAGGUGUCAAGCCCGACGAAAUGACUUUGGUCAGUGUGGUCUCUGCAUGCACUCAGGUAGCGGCGCUGGACCAAGGCAAGUUGCUGGAUGCUUACAUACGGGAAAACGGGCUCAAGCUGAACGCGAUUCUCGGCACAACUCUUAUUGACAUGUACAUGAAAUGUGGGUGCGUGGACAAUGCCAUGGAGAUUUUCCAUGCCAUGGAGAAUAAAGGGGUUUCUUCAUGGAAUGCCGUGAUACUAGGCCUGGCGAUGAACGGACGGGUGGACGUGUCGCUCCAAAUGUUCGACGAGAUGAAGAAAUCUAAAUUGAACCCAAAUGAGAUAACCUUCGUCGCAGUUCUUGGUGCUUGCCGGCACAUGGGUCUGGUCGAACAGGGUCGUAAGUUUUUCCGCUCCAUGACUGAGGAACACAAUAUUGAACCCAACAUUAAGCACUACGGGUGCCUGGUCGACCUCCUUGGACGUGCAGGGCUUUUGAGGGAGGCAAAGGAACUGAUCGAGACCAUGCCCAUGGCGCCAGAUGUCGCCACCUGGGGGGCCCUACUUGGGGCGUGCAAGGAGCACGGUGACAGGGAAAUGGGGGAGGAGAUUGGGAGGAGGUUGAUCGAACUCCAACCAGAGCAUGACGGGUUUCACGUGCUGCUCUCGAAUAUAUACGCUUCCAAAGGUAACUGGGGCAACGCCAUGGAGGUUAGGGAGAUCAUGGCCCGGCAAGGGGUGGUGAAGACACCUGGAUGCAGCAUAAUAGGAGCCGGACGUUGA
Striga hermonthica is the source of this 1866-nucleotide messenger RNA. The record is from the annotation of a GenBank genome assembly. Lineage: Eukaryota; Viridiplantae; Streptophyta; Magnoliopsida; Lamiales; Orobanchaceae.